UCUAUGAGUGGUAUUAACCUGUUGGCUUAAUGUCCAUAGUGAAAUAAGCUAGCUAGCUACAGACUAGUGUUAGCCUACAUUUAAUCACCAUUUAAUAAGUGCAGGGAAACGUUUAGCAAGAUAUUCAUAUUCAAUCAUUGUCCCUGCCCCUUUUAGCAGACUCACCAACAGAUGACUCAGCAGCACCCCAGUCUCCCCCUAACUGUGCCCCUCCCUGUCCCAGUGAAGAAGAAACGUCUGCUACGGAGCCAUAACGUGAGGUACAAGAAAAUGCCAAGAAAAAGAGUCAGAACAACGACCAGAGGGCAGGUGCCGCCUGCUACAUAUAACAGGGCUUAUGCUGAGGUGAUGGAGGGAGCCAGCAUCAGAGAGGCAGCAGAGAGGCAUGGCGUUAGCCAUGUCACUCUGUCUAGAUUUGUGAAGAGGAGAGCAGAGGCACAGCCAGGGACAGUGAUGGUUACCCCUCCAGGGUACUGGACCCCUAAUAAUAGGGUAUUCACACCCAAUCAGGAGGGAAAGCUGCAGGCCUACCUGAAGAGGGCGGCUGCAAUUUACUUCGGCCUGAGCCCCAGAGAGGUACGAAAGUUGGCCUUUGAAAUUGCAGUGAGGUACAGCUGCAAGUUCCCUCCAUCCUGGGGGGAGAAAAAAAUGGCCGGGAAGGAUUGGUUCGCCUCCUUCAUGGAGCGGAGUGGGAGCCUCUCCAUCCGCCGUCCCCAGGCGACAAGUAACUCCCGCCUGACCAGUUUUAUUAGGACCAAUGUGGCAGCCUUUUUUGCUAAUUUAAAGAUGGUCCUUGACCGCCACAGCUUCCAGGCCAAAGACAUCUGGAACAUGGAUGAAACCGGAGUUAUAACCGUCCAGGUGCCGCUGUGCCGGACAGGAUUGUGGCUGCCAAGGGGCAGCGGCAGGUUGGGGCAGUGACCUCUGCAGAGAGAGGGACACUGGUCACCUUUGCCCUUGCAGGAAAUGCACAGGGUGAAAUUAUCCCUCCGUUUUUCAUUUUCCCCAGAAAGAGAUUCCAACCACAUUUCCUCAGGGGGGGUCCAGUUGGCUGCGCUGGAUCUGCGAGUGGCAGUGGGUGGAUGCAGGAGGGGACUUCAUGCUGUACUUUGGCCCACUUUGCCAGCAACACCCGGGUCAACAAGGACUCCAAGCUGCUGCUCCUCCUCGAAAAUCACGCUUCCCACCUUCCUCUUGGAGCCAUCGACUACUGCAGGGAAAAUGGAAUAGUUUUACUGUUUUUCCCUCCUCACUGCACCCACCGUCUGCAGCCGAUGGCCUGUAGCGUCUUUGGUCCAUUGAAGACCUACAUCAACUCGGCCGCAGACCAGUGGAUGAGAGGCCACCCAGGGAUAAACCUCUGCAUUUAUGACGUGCCAUCUGUUGUUGCAGCAGCCUUACCUCUGGCAGCGCAGGCUUCAAAUGUCAUCUCAGGGUUUUCUGGAACCGGGAUCUGGCCCUUUAACCCUGAGAAAUUCAACGACGAUGACUUUGCGCCGUCAUACGUUACUGACCGUCCUCCUCCCAAGGCUCUUUCCCCAGCAGGUGACGAGGUCCAAGAGGCUGGAAACGCUACUCCAGUCUCUGACGAAGAAUUCAGCCCGGAGAUUGUCCGUCCUUUCCCCAAGGCUGGCUCUAGAAAGACUACAAUGAGAAAAGGGAGAAAGAGGACAACUGCAAUACUUACAGACUCUCCGGUGAGGGCAGCUUUGGAGGAGGCGAAACAGCGUCGACCUAAGCCAUCCUCCAAGCCGUCCCAGCAGUACGGGCCUCAAGCAGUGUGGUGUCGGUUUUGGCUCCCAGGAAGCGGGCAGUGAGCUCCAGAUCCUGCAGCCGCAGACAGACUCUGCUGCCGCUUUAGCUUCUCUCCGUCCGCCGGCUGCCGGCAAACGCAGUGGAAUUUCCAGCCGAAAUCUACAUACAGGUCGUCCUGGACUACGUGGAAAAUCCUGCCAAUCACCACUCUGUCUUUGGCCGGUCCCAUAUGGAUCAGUGGGGACCGGCACAGCAGCGAGGCAAAGCGGUGUUCCUGCCCGGGGAAAAAGACGCUGCCGUUGGGCCACGGAACUCUCCACCUCUCGCUGCCGCCGGAGCUCAGAUUGCAGGUCCAAGGCGGCAUAUAUAUCAUAAAACACAUUCUCACCUGUGAACUGUUAUCCCUUGCUGUUUUUUUUUUUCAUUUCUUUCGUUCCAACAUCCAUAAACAGCACAACAGUCUGGCAUCUUUAGUGCUAGCUAAUCCUGCGCCACUGAACUCUACCUAUCGAUCUGCGCUCGAUUGCUCUUCCUUCAUCCUCCAACUACCCAGAUGU
Messenger RNA from Perca fluviatilis (European perch), 2312 nucleotides. RefSeq lists its product as uncharacterized. Lineage: Eukaryota; Metazoa; Chordata; Actinopteri; Perciformes; Percidae. Gene Ontology annotation, molecular function: DNA binding. The transcript has 8 exons. The record is from RefSeq and is a predicted model, not a curated record. The coding region runs from base 1083 to 1817 and encodes 244 amino acids. Gene Ontology annotation, cellular component: nucleus.